Molecule: messenger RNA, 1155 nt
Organism: Triticum turgidum subsp. durum (durum wheat)
Lineage: Eukaryota; Viridiplantae; Streptophyta; Magnoliopsida; Poales; Poaceae
Source: the annotation of a GenBank genome assembly
AUGGGCGAGCUCGCAGAGGAUCUCUUCCUCCGCCUUUCGCCGGAGCUCGUCGAGGAGGUAUUUUUCCGCCUUCCGCCGGACGAGCCCGCCUGCCUCGUACACGCCUCCGCCGUCUGCAAGCCCUGGCGCCGCAUCCUCGCCGAUCUGGGCUUUCGCCGCCGCUAUUACAAGUUCCACGGAACACCUCCCGUCCUGGGGCUCUUCCAACAGGGCGACUGGCUCUUCCGGGAGGGAGCCCGCUUCGUUCGCACCUCCGCCCUCUUCCCUGCCCAGCGCGACCGGCCCUGCUGGUUUGCCAUGGACUGCCGCCACGGGCGCGCCCUCUUGGCCAGCUUGGGCACCACCUGUCACCUCAUGGUCUUGGACUCUGUGACGGGACACCAGCGCCUCGUGGUCUCGCCCUGUAACCGCCCGGUCAGCUUCAGUGCGGCGGUGCUCUGCGCCGCACAAGGCUGCGACCACCAUGGUUGCCAAGGAGGGCAUUUCCGUCUGGCCGUCGUCACCACCUAUCAGCAGCAUAGGGUCACAUCGGGCUGGCUGUACUCGUCGGAGACUCGCCUGUGGAGCGAGCUCACCUCUGUUCAUCACCCCAAUGUCAGGUGUCCCUAUAACUUGGGUGCGCCUAGCGUCCUUGUGGGCGAUGCACUCUACUUCAACGUUGGUGGCAUCGUGGAGUGUCAACUUGGUGCACUCAGGUUGUCAAUGUUGGAGAAGCCGGUCGACGGCAAUGGGCGCUUGUCAAUGUCUCAUAACCCGAUUGAUGGCAUUGGGACUCUCAUGGUGAAGGAAGACGGGCGACUGGGGUUUGCUGCCGUGGUGGAUGUCACGAAUCUAACCCUAUGGUUGUGCGAGACCGGACCUGUGGGAGCUAUUGGAUGGGCAAAACUCAGGGUAAUUGAUCUUAACUUAAGACGCUGCUCCCAACAUGUGAAUUCAGCACUAGCAUUAGGAGGUCGGUCGGUACAUGCAUUGGCGAUCACCGGCGUCGCGGAGGGCACACAAAUCAUUUUUGUGAGAGCACAUGUUGGUUCCUAUAUGGUUGAUCUCAAGUCAGGGCGAGUCCGGCCGGUGGAUGCUUAUGGCAGAAAAUUCUUUCCCUACGCAAGCUUCUGCAUCCCAGCAAUGGAAGCAGGCUGUACUGGCCAGGGGCAGUGA